This is a messenger RNA of Fusarium verticillioides 7600, 1455 nucleotides long. RefSeq lists its product as hypothetical. The record is from RefSeq and is a predicted model, not a curated record. Lineage: Eukaryota; Fungi; Ascomycota; Sordariomycetes; Hypocreales; Nectriaceae. Gene Ontology annotation, biological process: fatty acid metabolic process. Gene Ontology annotation, molecular function: medium-chain fatty acid-CoA ligase activity. Bases 1 to 1455 code for a protein of 484 amino acids. The transcript is spliced from 7 exons.
AUGGUACCCAUCGCAGAACUCGGCAGGAGGCUCAUUCCUCGUAUCCUGGAUGACAUGUCUAGAGAUGAACCGGAUCGAGUUAUCUACUCCAUCACCAAGUCUGCUGAUAUCUCUGAGGGUUUUGACGAGAUCACGGCUCGCGACUUUGCUGACGCGGUGAACAAGACCGCCUGGUGGCUGGAAGGCCUUGCUGGCAAGAGCGAAUCGUUUCAGACGAUUGGCUAUAUUGGACUACAUGACAUCCGCUAUUUUCUGCUGAACUUGGCAUGUGUCAAAGUCGGAUACCAAGUCAUCUUUCUGUCGCCAGGUAACAGCAUUGAAGCUGCGCUGGGUCUUCUCGAAGCGACAAAAUGUGCCCUUUGGGUUCAUCCCGUCGACUACCCACCGUAUCCUCUGGUCGAAAAGAUCCAACAGACCCGGGAACUGCGUAUUCUAGAGAUCCCCACUGUCGCUGAACUCCUCGAAGCGUCUAGCUCACCUAAUUAUCCUUACAUCAAGACCUACGACGAAGCUAUGGGUGACCCGUUCUGCAUCCUCCAUACAUCUGGUACCACAGGACUGCCGAAGCCUAUUUACCUCAGCAACGGCUUGCUUGCUACCAUGGACGCCGCUCGCAUUUUACCACCGUUUGAGGGUGACAAUGGGACUCGUCCGUGGGCAACCUUGUAUGAAAAGGGCGAUAGACUGUAUUCCCCUUGUGUACUUCUUCAUGGUCCCGGGAUCUUCAUGAACCUGUUUGCGACGUUCCUUUUUGACACGCAUAGCGUCAUGGGUCCCGUCGGCGUUCACCCUGACAUGAAUCUGCUUGCGUCACUUGCAGACCAUGGCAACAUUGAUAUUUGGCACUUCAUGCCUGUGUACGUCAAUGAACUGGGCCAACGCCCAGAAGUACUAGAAAAGUUCAGAUCAUCCAAGUUUAUCGGAGCUGGUGGAGGUCCUGUUAGCACAGAGCUCGCCGCCAAGGUGAACGAAGUCGUACGUAACUUAAUCAUCAAACACCUGAGAAAGCCUAAUCUCUGGCUUUACAUGGGUAGAAGUAACGACAUCAUCUGUUUGGAAGAUGCGCAGAAGCUGUCUCCCAUUGAGACGGAGAACAUGAUCUGUGCUCAUCCCAGUGUCAAAGGAUGUGUCAUGAUUGGGAACGGGCAGAAGUUUGCGUGUCUGAUGGUAGAGCUGAAAGACGACACGCCAAGAGAUACAAAAACCAUUCAAGGGCUGAGGGAAAGUCUUGGGGAUAUUGUUGAUCAAGCAGAUCAAAAUCAGUUGCUGAGGGGCUACUUGAGAAGAGAUUAUAUUAUCAUCGCGGUUCCCAAGCGCCCUCUUCGACGGACUGAGAAAGGGACUAUUUCGCGUCGAGCUGCUUUACAGCUCUACGAAGAAGACAUCGAUAUGUUUUAUCGCUUGAAGGGAGAAGCGACUGUAGGUGUUGGCCAACGUGUAGCUGGAGGGGCAUAG